Dufourea novaeangliae is the source of this 2675-nucleotide messenger RNA. RefSeq names its product A disintegrin and metalloproteinase with thrombospondin motifs 4 (gene sona). The record is from RefSeq and is a predicted model, not a curated record. The transcript has 16 exons. Gene Ontology annotation, biological process: proteolysis. Lineage: Eukaryota; Metazoa; Arthropoda; Insecta; Hymenoptera; Halictidae. Gene Ontology annotation, molecular function: metalloendopeptidase activity. Bases 25 to 2346 code for a protein of 773 amino acids.
CCAUCGGGAAUACUUUUACGCAAAAUGAUUCGUGCCCUUGUCCUUCUGUGCAUGGCCGUUCUACCUGUCGUACGAUGCCACAAGAUCCACGAACACAUGACAAGGGAAGAGAUGUUAUCGGUGUUUCAAACGGGACACGAGUCUGUACCGACGUACGAAAUCGUGCCUGUGCUACAUUCGGCGCACAAGAGGAGCACGGAGCAGCCGGAGAUACACCUGAAAGCAUUUGGGAAGGACAUCAGUCUGUCACUGAAGCAAACGGAAGGGUUGCUGACAGCGAACCGCUUGCCGAUGUGGACUGUCAUGAAGAAUGCGUCGCAACCUGACGGCCUCCACUACGAGAAGGUGACAGGCGCCGACACAGAUAUCGGUGACAUCUAUCAAGACACGACGAACAUGGCGUCCAUUCUACUGCACCGGGACGCAAAUGGGAAAGUGCUUGUUAAUGGCAACAUCGGCUCAGAAUUGGUGAUCAAACCGCUGCCGCAUCGAGUACUGCACGAUGUGGUCCGCAGGACUACGUCUCUUCACCGGGCCGAGUUGUUACCGAACGUGACGCGAAGUAAAGAAAAGUUGAAACACACCUGUCAUCACGUGGUCUUUAAGAAAAUACCUGGAUCCAGUUACGACGAGUACAGUGAUUUCACGCUGAUGGAGCCCGAUCAUUUAGCGAAAAGGUAUAGAUCGAAACGCUCGAUCGGCAAUAGACCGAAAAGGGAAGCGCCGUACGUGAUUUAUCCGGAAAUCCUCUGUAUCGUGGAUUACGACGGAUACAGGUUGCAUGGCGGUGAUAAUGUACAGAUCAAAAGGUACUUUGUGUCUUUCUGGAACGGGGUAGAUUUAAGGUACAAGCUGUUGAAGGGGCCAAAGAUCCGUAUCAGUAUCGCAGGAAUCAUUAUCUCACGAGGUCGGGACGCCACGCCGUAUUUGGAAAGGAAUCGCGUGGGACGAGACGCGAUUGAUUCGGCGGCUGCGCUAACAGACAUGGGCAAAUACCUCUUCCGGGAGAGAAGACUUCCGGUUUACGACAUAGCUGUCGCCGUCACGAAAUUAGAUAUGUGCAGGAGGCAAUACGCGAAUGACGUGUGCAAUAGAGGAACCGCAGGUUUCGCGUAUGUGGGUGGAGCCUGUGUUGUAAAUAAGCGUCUUGAAAAAGUGAAUUCCGUCGCUAUUAUCGAGGAUACCGGCGGAUUUAGUGGAAUUAUCGUCGCUGCCCACGAAGUCGGUCAUUUGUUGGGCGCAGUUCACGAUGGGUCACCACCGCCCAGUUAUCUUGGGGGACCUGGAGCGGAAAAAUGUCGUUGGGAAGAUGGAUAUAUCAUGAGCGACUUGAGGCACACCGAGAAAGGUUUCAAGUGGUCUCACUGUAGCGUGUCGUCGUUCCAUCACUUCUUAAACGGUGAUACAGCAACGUGUUUGUAUAAUGCACCUCACGAAGACGAGGCAUUUCCUAGAGUUCUACCCGGAAAGCUGCUCUCGUUGGAUGCACAAUGUCGAAAAGACCGUGGAACCAGUGCUUGUUUCAAAGAUGACAGAGUUUGUGCUCAGCUGUUUUGUUUUGAUGCUGGUUCGGGUUAUUGCGUGGCGUAUCGUCCAGCGGCCGAAGGCUCUCCCUGUGGUGAUGGUCAGUACUGCCUCAAUGGAAAGUGCGUGGCCGAACAUGAGAACAUUAUACCAGAUUAUACACAAAACAUUCCAACGUAUGUACGCCGAGACGGCACUUAUAACCCUACAGUCCAUAAUCGGCCUCUAUUCGCUCAAUACAACAACACAGAGUACAGGUAUCCGUGGGAAUCGACGACACACAGCACGCCGCAAUCGAAAUUUAAAUAUUCCUCGUCGUUCGCGAACCUCUUCUCGUCGACGCCGACGUCGACAAGCACACCAUACAAUCGGCCGACGCCAUUCGCGGCGACCACCGCAUCGAAAUAUACGAACACGACUGCGAAUUAUUUGUACGCGAACAAAUACAAGACUAAAGUGAACAAUAACGACGAUAAUAGUAGUAAGAACAAAUACGGUACCAGCACCACUAGGAAGUAUGCAAACUACGCGAACUCGUAUCACACCGUUAGCCCGUCCUCGAAAGUCACUAGUGAACCGAGUUACCCGAAAAUUAGCCCGUUCAAAUAUAAGACCACUGUCAGCAUGAUGUCGUUCCCGACAACAACCAAGGGAGAUCCGUACGGGCUUCAGACGAACGGUAGGGAACCAGAGGACGAUGAAUGCACGGACGUCGGGUCAGAUUGCGCGGAGCUGAUUGACAGGCUGAGAACAUGGCUGUGCCAUUUGCAAUCUGUGAAGAAACGCUGCUGCGCGUCCUUAAAGACAAUUUGCACUGUUUGAAUCAAUGGAGAGAGAGCGAGAGAGAGAGAGAGAGAGAGAGAGAGAGAGAGAGAGAGAGAGAGAGAGGAUGAAUGAUUUGAAUUGAUUACAGGACUGUUUUCGCAUGGCAAUGUCUACCACAAACCGUGAUCCGACAUGCAUAAAGAAUCGGCGUGCACUCAGCAAGCGCGUUCAGCUCAUCGAGUCGAAACCUCGACGGAAAUGAGACCUAAAUCGUGUUCACGGAGUUCUAACGGAAAAAACUUUCUUCCGAAUGACAUUCCUGAAGUCCUGGAUGCGACCCACAGCCGUAACCGCGCAUCAAAGUGCAACUACCCUCGCCCACCCUC